CAGCGGCUCCGCAGCCAAUCAGGAGGCCGGAGCGCCGCGCUCCUCCGCGCCGCAGACUCUUGCAGCUGCACGCGGACAGUUUGACACCCGCAGCUGCUUACAUAACACUGCAGCGCGCGCGCUCCGCGGCAGAACCUGGAGAGGCGCGCGCGCGCUGCGGAGCCGCAGCUGCGGUUGCGCACAUACAGUAGAGGACUGAAGUACCAACUGUGCGGUACAGUCAGGCUGCAUUGCGUCGGACACCCCCCUCUCCCCCGCAUCUCCCCUCGCGCUUCUUCUCCUCCAAGCCCCUCCCUCUCUCACUCACUUCAUGACAUCCCGCAAUAUGUCUCCAAAUUAGCGCGCGGGUCUGCCGUCCGCAUCCUCGCGCGCCUUUUUUUCUUUUUUUAGGUCCUUGCACCCCCCCACCCCCCUCCCGCCUCCUCCUCCCGCGCGGAUGCCGCAGCGUCCUGCUCUCCCGCCAUGGCAGCCCGGUCCCGCUCGUCUCUGCUGCGUGAUUUGUCAGCCGGGAUUUUGGCUGCGGAGUUCCGAUCCGUCUGAAGCCUCCUGCUGCUCCUGCUCCUCCUGCUGCUCCUGCUGCUCCUGCUCCUCCUGCUCCUCCUGCAUCCCGGCUGAAAACCAACACCAAGAGGAUACGGAUGUUGACCAAGACAACAUAGUCCAUUAAUAUUUCAGAGAUCCAGAAAGGCGAUCCCGCAUUAAAGCCGCGCGGAGGCGGGACAGGUGCACAGAGACGGUCACCGCUCUGCAGGCUUGAAAGAUGAUCGGCUCAGAGAUGAUGGCGGCGGCGAUGCUGAAGAUGAUGGCGAGGCAGAGCCUGCGCAUCUCCUGAAGUCAGCAGGAGCUUCUUCUCCUCGUCUGAACACCACCACCUCCUCCAGGGCAGGAUGACCGUGGUGUCCACGGAGAACAUGGACGACACCUCCACCCUGCCGGGUCACCCGCAGGACCCCUACCCGCUCGACGACGACCACGACGACCACGACUGCUGCGAGCGCGUGGUCAUCAACAUCUCCGGGCUGCGCUUCGAGACGCAGCUGAAGACGCUGGCUCAGUUUCCUGAAACAUUGCUGGGAAACCCGAAGAAGCGGAUGCGUUACUUUGACCCGCUCCGGAACGAGUACUUCUUCGACCGGAACCGGCCCAGCUUUGACGCCAUCCUGUACUACUACCAGUCCGGCGGGCGGCUGAGGAGGCCGGUCAACGUCCCCCUGGACAUGUUCUCUGAGGAGAUCAAGUUCUACGAGCUGGGCGCGGAAGCCAUGGAGAAGUUCCGGGAGGACGAGGGCUUCAUCCGGGAGGAAGAGCGGCCGCUGCCGGAGAAGGAGUUCCAGCGACAGAUCUGGCUCCUGUUCGAGCACCCGGAGAGCUCGGGCCCCGCCCGCGGCAUCGCCAUCGUGUCCGUGAUGGUCAUCCUCAUUUCCAUAGUCAUCUUCUGUCUGGAGACGCUACCGGAGCUGAAGGAGGACCCCAACGACCGGAUCCAGGUGGUGGGAAACAGCACCAUCUACUACAAGGCCAACGUGCUGACGGACCCGUUCUUCGUGGUGGAGACGCUCUGCAUCAUCUGGUUCUCCUUCGAGCUGAUUGUGCGCUUCUUUGCGUGUCCCAGCAAGGCAGCUUUCUUCAAGAACAUGAUGAACUCCAUCGACAUUGUCGCCAUCAUCCCUUACUUCAUCACGCUCGGCACGGAGCUGGCCGACGACCAAGAAAACCGCGAGGGCAAAGCUGGGGGCGAGCAGGCCACCUCGCUGGCCAUCCUCAGGGUGAUCCGUCUGGUGAGGGUCUUCCGGAUCUUUAAACUGUCCCGCCACUCCAAAGGGCUCCAGAUCCUGGGGCAGACUCUGAAGGCCAGCAUGCGGGAGCUGGGGCUGCUCAUCUUCUUCCUCUUCAUCGGCGUGAUUUUGUUUUCCAGCGCCGUUUAUUUCGCAGAAGCCGAGGAGAAGGGGUCGUUCUUCACCAGCAUCCCCGAGGCCUUCUGGUGGGCCGUGGUGUCCAUGACCACGGUGGGCUACGGGGACAUGUACCCCGUGACCAUCGGCGGGAAGAUCGUGGGCUCGCUGUGCGCCAUCGCAGGCGUCCUGACCAUCGCGCUGCCGGUGCCGGUCAUCGUCUCCAACUUCAACUACUUCUACCACCGCGAGACGGAGGGCGAGGAGCAGGCGCAGCUGCUGAACGUCAGCAACCAGAACUUGGCGUCGGAGAGCAACUCGAGCCGGCGCAGCUCCUCAGCCAUCAGCAAGUCGGAGUACAUGGAGAUCGACGAGGACUUGAACAACAGCAUCGACAACUUCAGGGAAGCUAACCUGAGGACUGCCAACUGCACGGCUCCCAGCCAGAACUGCGUCAACAAGGGGAAGCUGCUCACCGACGUGUGAGGCCCCCGGAGACCAACCCUGUAAAUAUUGUAGAAAGACAUGGAUGCCUCACCCCCCGGGGGGGCAUCUUAAUCAGUUUUUCCAUCAGUUCAUACAGGAGAGCAGAAACACUGAGGCAGAGGAUUUAUUUACUCAAACUACCAUCUCAAAGUUUAAGUCCCGUCAGUUGUGACCCACUGAGGUGUGAUGAAUUUGACCCCUCCCCUGGGGGAGUGGUGAGCUGCAGACACAGCCGCGCUCGGAACCAUUUGGUGGUUUCACCCCCCAGUCCAACCUCUUAAUGCUGAGGGUCAAGUAGGGAGGCCAAUUUUAGGUACGGAUUUGAACCCACGACCCUACAGUCUCAGGGCGGACACUCCCCUACAGGGCCACUGAGCUGGUUCAAAUGUGUUUAUUAUCAGAUGAGAAAAUUUCAGAGUUUUUUAGAGUUGCAUCCCGGACAAGCCCCCAAAAAUCACAUUCAUUUCUGUAUGUUUAGGUGUGACCUCCUGAAGGUCAGACCUCCCGGUCCUGGGUGAAGCUAGGUGCAGAACAGGGUGCAGGUUCUGUCCGGUCUGCCUCCUCGGUGCUGCAGAACUGGAUCGGUACCUGAAACUGGGUUUCAUGUUUCAUAAACAUUUUAAAGUUAUUAGAGUUUUCUGAUGAAAUAAUGACGGAUAUUUUAGACAAUCCAGCUCAAACCAGCUUUUAUUGGAGUUUAGAUGAUAUUUGGAGUCGAGGUUUCAAACUACUGCCAUUUAUGCAACACAAACGACUAAAUUCAAACGUCACCGAGGUUUUAGGAUCCAGCCCCGCCACAGUCCAUCAGGAGGAGGAGCCCGUUCCCGGAGACCCUCUGGAUUACAGCCGAGUCGGGCGCCCGGAUGGAGUAUCUCACGCACUGCCACAGCCGCUGCUGCCGCCCGCCACAGGUGACCCUGUGGGGCGCCGUGCAACUCUCCUUUAUACGGACGCAUGUGGAGACGCUCUCCUCUUCUGUCAGCAUGCACAUGACGUUACCUCAGUUCUUUUUUACAUUCUCGUCUCCUCCUGGAUUCUAUCUCUCAUUUGUUUUCACCAAAAGUGCACUGACUUCUUCUUCUCGUGUUUUUUUGGAGCAUUUCCGUGUUGAAUGUUUAAGGGAACAGGAACUCUUCUUCUCUGAAGACCAUGGCAUGUCAAACACUACAGCAUUAUGGCCUAACUAGCUAUGAUAUAGCUGCGUAUACUCAAUGCAUGACGUCAGUAUUAAACUGCCUGUAGUUGUAAGGGGAGCUGGAGGAUGGUGGGGGGGCAGGAGGAGGUGCAUGACGGAGCGAACUGUCAGGGAGGGGGCAAAAACGCCAAAAAAAUCCAGAAAAACUAGAAAAAAAAGAGUUUCAUCUCUCCAGAAGAGAGAUUUCAGAGCUCCAUCCUCCGUUUGUGUUCGUCUACGCUACAACGAUGGAGCGCACGGGAUCAUCCGCUGCUGUCCGUGACCUUUCACCCCUCAAUUUGACUUUACAGAGUCUGGAGAAGGAAGGCAGAGCAACAUCCCACGGAGACGUGGAUCUAAAAUUAGCUCGCAGUGCCUUGAACCGCGUCUCCGAAUAGAUCUGAUCAAAGUGCCUCCCGUCAGCAGAAAGAGCAGCUCGACUCGUCCUGCCAUACCCGCGCUCAGCUGCCGCACCGGCGCGGACCACACACAGCUGUUACCGUGGCAACCACUACUCCACAGUCUUAUGGUUUUUGUUGUGUCAGGUAAGCAGAUGUUGGAGGUCAAAGGUCAGGAGGUUUGAGCAUCUCUCCAUGAUGGAGAGCAGAAUAAUCUGGACGGAUCAUCUGAUAAUCUGUCAGGACAAAAGACUAAUGAGUCGUAAGUUAGUUAUGGAGGAAUUUGAAGGAGUUUGUGGAUCAGCAGCUCAGAAGACGAUUGAAGAGAUUCAAGUUGAUCAAAUCCUGGAUAUUAUCCGCCCAUCAGUGCUGCUGCUCUGAUGCAGAUUUACAGAUUAAUCAGAUUACAGAUCAAUCAGAUUACCUGAUCAGUUUAAAUUGACCAGAUUAUUUAUGUCUCUGAAAGUUAGCAUCAGUUAGAGCUGUAUGCUGCCGGGCAGCACAGUGGUGGAGUGGUUUGCACUCUCGCCUCACAGAGAAGUCUCUGGUUUGAUUCCCAUCUCCUUUAUGUAGAAUUGUGCUGAUCAUUAUUAUUGAUUAUCAUGAGGUGAUGCUCUGUGGUUGAAGUUCUGACCCGGACGUGUGGACAGGUUUAGAGGCGGAGCUUCUGUGUAGGAGCUCCUCCUCCUGGGGUCUGCCCCCCCACCCCCUCAGAGACAGCUGACGGCUCGUCCUGAGCGCCGGCUGCUCCUGCAGAGGGAGGCUGACGGAUGCGAGGAGGCACGGCGCCUCCCUCUGCAGAGGCUGAACGUUUCUGCAGGCGCCAGUCACUCUGCACGCCAGCAAAAUGGCGCUUCUGUAGAGGGGGGGGGGGUAGAGAUAUGAAAUAUGGCUCAUUUUUUUAACACUGCCGAGGAUGUGAAGCUUUAGUGGAGCAUCCACCUUUCUGGGAGGGUUAUGGGGGCUCGGAAAUUCAGAUUCCUGCCUCUCACUGCAGCGCCCCCUGCUGUGAGGAGAGCUACAAUCACUGCCUGAAAAAUAAGGAGAUACGGUUCUGUUGGGGGGGUCCAACAGAGAGGAGGUGUCAGAGUGACAGGUCUGAGAGAUUCAUGCUGAGAGAAGUGUCAUUUAUCUCUGAGAUGAACUAAAUCGCAGUUCUUAACAGUGGGUUGAGUUCAGUUCUGAGUUCGGUUCUGGAUCAGUCUGAAACCAAACUGGGCCUGACUGAGAUGAAAACAGAUUCCUGAGUCAGAGUUCUGGAGUUCUGGAGUCGCAGCAUCUGGACCAUAAAUCUCCGUCCUGAAGCGUUUUGCUCACAUGGAUGUCAUAAGAUGUCUCCAUCUCCAAAUGUCUGAGGCAGAUUUAAGGUCCGGCUGCUGGGACUCAACUUUAAGACAACCCAACCGGAUAAAUGAGAACCUUCACCGAUCACCGCAGAUUUGAACUUACAGCCCUCUUUUGCCGUGUUUCCACUGAGCGGUCCGGACCGGAUUGGUACAGUAUUUUGAGUGUUUCCAUUAUAAAAUAGACCCAUUAGGCCAGACCUGGAUCUUGGUACCCUGUUGGUCAGGCCCGGCCUAGGGUAAAGAACAAAUUUGGCGUCCUCCGCAGAUGUUUCAGCUUGGGCUAGAACCGGGUUCAUUUAAAAGCAAACAUGCUAACUGACCCCCGACCAGCCAAUAACACAGAUGAAAGUAGGAAUUUUAAAUGGAAAGAUGUUGAUGAAAAACUAGAUCGGCAGUUAAAUCCAUCUUUGGGGGGGGUCCUAUCAAGAUUAUAUAAUUAAAGCAGACAAACCUCUGCUUUGAACUCGUGUUUCCUCCUUUUUCAUCUUUACGUCAGGUUCACUCUGGACACGGAAGCACCGCCAAACAGAGGCCGCUUCUAUUCACCGCCCUUAUUAACCUAUGGUGUGGCUCACACCAGGCGCGGAGCGCCGCGGUCCCCCGCAGCAGCUUCACGCUGUGCAGUAGAUCGUUUCAGCGUCUGGUCUAUUUUGUGCGCGAGCGAUCUUCUGGAUAAAGGAGAAAAUCCAGUUUAUUUUCAAAAUAUAACCAAUUUCUCACAAUAAAAUACUGCGGUUGACAAAUGCGAUCAUGUUUUUGAUUCUAAACAGACUAGAGAUGAAAAUAAACGUACAAUCACAACAAACACACUUCUCUCUGUGUCUCAACAACAGAUAAAUUAAAGAAGUGUAGGUCUACUAAUUACUUACUUCUUGGCAGAAACAUGGGGUCAUAUUUUUAGAAUAUUAAUCUGCCCAUGAUAGCAAAAACAAAAUGAAGCUCUAGUCUGUUGACUGUCGUGGAAAAAUGUGCGUCUGGUGUGAAUCGCGGCAUUUGCAGGAGAAAGCGAAUGCCGUGUGCCCUCCGCUCCACGGUGCUUCUGCGGCGGUUCUGAGGCGGUUCUGAGGCGCUUUUGCAUCCAUUGUGAACCUACCUUUAAAUUUUAAAGAAGCAUUAACGGCGGCAACACUGCGUGCUCGUCCCUUCUUCCACAACCCAGCUUAGAGAGCGGCAGGACGUGAGGGUGCUGCACGGCAGAGUUAUGGAUUAUAUCAAACCUAGUUAUUUUAGCUACAUUUUUUAAUUUAUUAUUUUUUUUACAUGAAAUGAGUGGUGUGUCAAACUGUUUGACCAAAAGGAAAGAAGCGAAAAUAGAUAUACACAUGUAUAAAUGUAUAUAUAUAUA
Oryzias melastigma (Indian medaka) is the source of this 6641-nucleotide messenger RNA. Its product is annotated as potassium voltage-gated channel subfamily A member 1. The coding region runs from base 888 to 2378 and encodes 496 amino acids. Lineage: Eukaryota; Metazoa; Chordata; Actinopteri; Beloniformes; Adrianichthyidae. The transcript has 2 exons. Gene Ontology annotation, molecular function: delayed rectifier potassium channel activity; protein binding. The record is from RefSeq and is a predicted model, not a curated record. Gene Ontology annotation, biological process: potassium ion transmembrane transport; protein homooligomerization. Gene Ontology annotation, cellular component: dendrite; paranode region of axon; juxtaparanode region of axon.